ACCGUUUCAACCACCGUAUAUCGGUAAAUGGAUCAAGUUGUUGGAGAGGGAGAUAGAGAUGAAGCGGAAAUAAAUGCAUGCUUUGUUUGGAAAAUAGAAACGUAGGAUAUACAUGAGAAAAAAAAUUGAAACAGGAUGCACCUAGACUCCAAAAUCAUAAGGAAUACAGACACUAUAUGAAAGAGGAAACAAUAUCCUUCGAAAUUAAGGAAUGUCAUGCCUAAUGAUAUAAUAGCAGCCAUUCUCCUUUUCUUUUUUAAGAAAAUAGCAGCGAUCAAUAUCAGUCCAUUGCUUUGAACACGUGUGUUGUAUGCAUUGAAAAAUAAAAUCUAGGACAGAAAAAGAGAAGUUUCCAAAUUCUGCGAGUCCCUAUAACUCUAAGUCUUCCUACCCAUCAGCGCAAAAACCUCGGGCUGUUUACAUUUUUUUGUCUCCGCCGACAUAUACAACGGAUAUGGUGCUGCCGUGCAAAGAUUCGGAAAAUCCAAGAGAGAUUAUCCGACCGAACCCCUUCUCCAACCCCUACCACUCGCCCUCUCCCGCUCGGACCACUAAUCUCCGGCCAUCCGAUCACACCACGUGCCGACCCGAUGAUGAGAAAGAAGAAAACGAGGAGCAAGAAGAUGGAAGGAAGCCAGCCGAUCCCCGGACGAUGACUUUCACGGGGAGGAUCCUGCGGCCAAGAGCUCUAGGGGCUGAGGAGGACAAAGACGAUAAGAAAAGGACGAGAGCAAAGCUUCAUGUCAAACUGUCCAAGGAAGAGAUCGAGGACGACCUCAUCGCCAUGACCGGCUCCAAACCUCCCCGCCGGCCCAAACGGAAGCAUAAGAUGUCCGUCCAGAAUCGUCUCAAUUCAAUCUUUCCUGGCUUCGGCUUGCCAGAAACCAUUUCUGCUGAUCGGUACAAGGUUUCCGAGCCGCGUUGAUAAAGAUUUGGGUAAAUUUGUAUUGCAGUGGCGUUUGUGUUGCAGGAAGAUUCCUCAAGAUUAAUUUCUAUUUGACAGGUAUCUGGCGUGGGGAAUAUAUCGAGACUAUUGGAACUUGAUCUUCUAUCUUUAUUUUGAUUUAGUAUUGAGGACAUAUGUUGAGUUUGUUUUAUUUUGUUCAUCUGGAUCAUACAUAUAUUUCUGUCGAAAAAUU
Molecule: messenger RNA, 1139 nt
Organism: Phoenix dactylifera (date palm)
Lineage: Eukaryota; Viridiplantae; Streptophyta; Magnoliopsida; Arecales; Arecaceae
Source: RefSeq, a predicted model, not a curated record